CAGGUCCUGGUCAACGAUAAGAAGUUUGCCUGCGAGUCGUGCAUCAAGGGCCACCGCUCGUCUGGCUGCCAGCAUACCGAGCGGCCGCUCUUCGAGGUGAAGAAGAAGGGCCGGCCAGUGUCGCAAUGCACCAACUGCCGCGAGCUGCGGAAAACGAAGCGGAUGCACAAUAAGUGUAAUUGCGCC
Epithele typhae is the source of this 186-nucleotide messenger RNA. RefSeq names its product copper fist DNA binding domain-containing protein. Gene Ontology annotation, biological process: intracellular iron ion homeostasis; intracellular copper ion homeostasis; positive regulation of transcription by RNA polymerase II. The annotation marks the transcript as partial. Lineage: Eukaryota; Fungi; Basidiomycota; Agaricomycetes; Polyporales; Epitheliaceae. The record is from RefSeq and is a predicted model, not a curated record. Gene Ontology annotation, molecular function: DNA-binding transcription factor activity, RNA polymerase II-specific; copper ion binding; RNA polymerase II cis-regulatory region sequence-specific DNA binding. The transcript is spliced from 2 exons. Gene Ontology annotation, cellular component: nucleus.